This is a messenger RNA of Pochonia chlamydosporia 170, 1635 nucleotides long. Its product is annotated as hexose transporter protein. Gene Ontology annotation, cellular component: membrane. The transcript has 9 exons. The record is from RefSeq and is a predicted model, not a curated record. Lineage: Eukaryota; Fungi; Ascomycota; Sordariomycetes; Hypocreales; Clavicipitaceae. Gene Ontology annotation, molecular function: carbohydrate:proton symporter activity. Bases 1 to 1635 code for a protein of 544 amino acids. Gene Ontology annotation, biological process: carbohydrate transport; transmembrane transport.
AUGGGAUUUUCAACGCGCCUCAGCCGGCCAAAGCCGGACACCUUUAAGCUCGGCGGCCAAGAAUUCCCUAAUGUUACGUGGUAUAAACGCAAGAAUCUACGCAUGCUCUAUCUCUUGCUUACAAUUCCUCUGAUUGGAUCGUGGGCAGAGGGCUACGACGGUAGUAUGAUGAAUGCGUUGCAAACAAGCACAGAGUGGCAGAAUUUCUUCAACCACCCUCGUGGCUCGCUUCUCGCAUUUUACAACUUGUCUUUUGCAAUCGGAGCCCUGCUUGCUGUUUUCCCUUUUCCAUGGGGGGCAUAUUUUGCCGACAAGAUUGGCCGCCGUUGGGGGACAGUUUGUGGUAAUAUCGUGACUAUCAUUGGCACCGUUUUGCAAACUUCGGCGCAGAAUUUUCCUAUGUUUGUUAUUGCUCGAAUUCUGCUUGGCAUGGGAGUCACCAUUUCUCAAGGCAAUUGUCCUCUUCUAAUCACAGAAUUGGCACAUACACAACACCGUGCCCACAUAACCGCCAUGUAUAACUCCAAUUGGUAUUUCGGCAGUAUUAUUGCUGCUUGGGUCACCUUUGGCACAAUAAACAUCAAUUCGUCUUGGGCAUGGAGAAUUCCUUCCCUCUUACAAGGUGUGGCUGCAGGCCUCCAGAUUUCCCUCAUUUGGUUUGUGCCGGAGUCACCGCGAUGGUUAAUCGACAAGGACCGAUUUGACGAAGCUCUUGAGAUUCUCAAGUACUACCAUGGCGAAGGAGUAAUGACCGAUUUUGUUGCAGCGGAAUACUUAGAGAUUAAAGAAACUCUUGCCCUCGAGAAAGAGUAUAGCAACCGUGGCUGGUCUGAGCUCUUUCGCACGCCGGGUAACCGAAAGAGGGCUCUUAUCUGCUAUCUUCAGGGAUUCUUCUCUCAAUGGUGCGGCAAUGGGCUCAUCAGCUACUACCUCGUUCCGGUACUCGAGACGAUUGGUAUUCAAGGCAGCAGCGAGCAAGCUGGUUUGAAUGGUGGCCUUCAAAUUUGGAACUACAUUGUCGCUCUUUGGGCCGCUUUCAACAUCGACCGCAUCGGGCGUCGGCCAAUGGCGCUCGUGAGCACCGGGUCAAUGAUUAUUAUCUUCACCUUAUGGACUGUGUUUUCAGCCAUUUAUGCCCAGAAUCAAAAUGAAGGCAUGGCCAAGGGGGUUAUAGUUAUGAUAUUUCUUUUCUACACUGCAUUCAACUGUGGGUGGCAAGGUCUUGUCAUUGCGUAUCCCGUUGAAAUUUUGCCGUAUGAGCUACGCGCCAAAGGGCUUCAGCUAACAUUUUUCGGCAUCUCCACAAACGUUGUGAAUCAAUACGUGAAUCCGGUCGGCAUACAAAACGAGGGUUGGAAGUUUUACAUUUUUUACAUUCUUUGGCUUUGCGUUACCUUCACGGUGGUUUACUUCCUCUGGGUAGAAACAAAGGGCGUCCCGUUGGAGGAAAUUGCCAAAUUGUUUGACGGUGAAGACGCCAAUGUUGGUGGUAAUGCGAAAACAAGCCGUGCUAUGGACCACCUUCGCGAUAUGAAGGAGAGGGGUUUGACUGCAGAGACAGAACUCACUGUUGAAGGCAAGGACACAGAAGGGGGGGGAGUCACAAGGCAUGUUGAGGAGAAUCAUGUCAACUAA